Messenger RNA from Leptidea sinapis, 11599 nucleotides. RefSeq names its product protein bark beetle (gene bark). The record is from RefSeq and is a predicted model, not a curated record. The coding region runs from base 224 to 9274 and encodes 3016 amino acids. Gene Ontology annotation, cellular component: membrane. The transcript has 14 exons. Lineage: Eukaryota; Metazoa; Arthropoda; Insecta; Lepidoptera; Pieridae.
GCGGUGGCGCGUAUUUUCGCUUGUUUUUCAUUUCAUCUAGUAACUCUACCUUUGUUUAUAAAUCUUUGAGUUAUAAUGCGGCAAAUAGUAUAAAUUUUCUGUGAAUAAAUUUUGAAUGUGAGAUACUUUUAAACAGUAAAUAUAAAGUUACCUGUGCGAUGAAUAAAGGUGUUUUGUGUAAUCUAUCACAAGUGUAUUGUGAUAUGAAUUUAGUGCACGCUCAAUGAAUUGGAAGUGGAGAAACAUGGGGCUUCAAAAGAGACACAGCCAGUUUAGUGAUACUAAAUAUAAGUGGCGGACAGCAUUAUUGGUGUUAUGUGUGUGUUACUGUGAUUGUCAGGAAUUGAGGUCGGAGAUAGACCCGUAUUUAGUAAACAAGACUUUAGACCUAACGGAGCUACCUGGGGGAACUUUGACAGGAGGUUCGACGGUGUGGAGGAAAGAGGGUAGCCCGUACUUAUUACGAGAUGAUCUCCUCAUUGAACGAGAAGCGGAGCUGGUCGUAGAAGCUGGAGUUGUGGUCCGGUUCGCGCCGAUGAUCGGGAUUACCGUUCGUGGGAAACUUGUGGCUGCGGGUCAUCCAGAGAGUAAGAUAACAUUCACAAGUACAGAAGAUGAAGAAAAAACUGCAAGAGCAUUCCCCGAUAUUCGUCUUGUUGACGGUCCUUCCAUAUUAGCUGGUAGAGUCCAGCUGUUGCAUAGGGGUCAAUGGAGAUCUGUGUGUACUAAUUCAAGAAAUUGGACAAUCAACGAUAUAGAAACGGCUUGUAGACAACUAGGUUUUAUGGGAGGAACAUUUUACAAUUGGAUGGACAGACAGCCCGGUCGGAGAGCACGGCUAUUAUUCGAAGAACCAAAGUGUAAAGGAACAGAAUACGAUUUAUUUCAAUGUGAUUGGCAGUCACGACAACUUGGAUCCGGAGUUUGUGAUUUCCAUCCUGACCUAGCUAUUCAAUGUUUGCCUCACCACGACGACAAUGAAUUGAGAAGAUCCGGGGUACAUUGGCGAGGCAUUCGCUAUGAAAGUGCGGUUUUUGAAAGGAUACUUACAGCUUCUAAUACUCUGUAUGUCCCAACUUCAAUGUCACGACUUUCACAUGUAAUCAUUAGAAAUGCAGGAUUGGGUAGGGAUAACAAUGCAACGAGCGCAAUAGAUGUAAUUGGUGUUCCACCAGUAAUGGACGACAUCGAAAUAUCACGAUCCGCCUUCAAUGCAAUCAAUGUUACCUCACCGAACGCUCCCAUAAUUAUCAAUAACUGCACAAUACAGAAUAAUAGAGGUUAUGGCGUUUAUGUAAACUCAACAUACGGCAUGACAAAGAUAGAAAACUGUUUUAUUCACGACAAUGGUGGCGACGGCAUCAAAUACGUGGUGCACGAACUAAAUAUCGAUGAGCGAUUCGAUCGUGCUGAAGUCUUCGAUCUAUGUACUUUAGCAUCUACGCCAAGCCAAACAUUCCCUAUACUUAUGUCUAUAGAACAAUCUAGAUAUUCUAAUAUGGAACGAAAUUGCCAUCAGAAAUUUUACACGCGACCUGAUCAUGUAUUGACAUUAAGUUUUAUAAAAGUUCUAACGAAUAAAAAUCACACUGGUCGUAUAUACAUUUACGAUGGCCUAACCGCUGACGAUAAAUUAUUGAUGUCAUUUAGCAUUAGAAAUCAUACACGACCUCAAAGUGUGACUUCUACACGGAGCAGAAUGUACGUACGAUUUCAUGCAGACACUCGGACAGACAUAAUAGGGUUCUUAAGACUGACUUCAGGAAUCAGUAAAACUUAUGAUUUGAACGUGACUGAUUCGAUAAUUUCAGACAAUAACGGAAGAGGUGUAGCUAUAGAAAAUUUACGUUCACAGAUACAUGUUCACCGAACUUCUAUUUCUAAUAAUAAUCAUGUUGCUGGAAUACAUGUAUCUAGUGGCACUGGUGAUGUCAAUGUAACAGAAAGCCGGAUAUCAUUCAAUCAAGGUGAUGGUAUUAAUAUCACUGUUACUGGAGGUAAUAGAAAUAUAUCUAGAAGUAUCAUAAGUUCUAAUCAAGGAUACGGCGUUGCAGUGUGGUUGAACAAUACACAGGAGACGGAAUAUAUACCAAUAAAUCAAACCACUGUCGUUGAGUAUUCGGAAAUAUUCAAAAACCUUGAAGUUGGAAUUAUGCACGGGAACUUUUGCAGCGAUAGUUGGGUCAAUAUCACGGGCAAUUGGUUUAAUUCUAGCUCCGAUAGUACAAUUGAAGUGUCUACGUGUUGGUUGCGUACUGACCCUCAAAGAUAUUUGAGUCUACAGAUAGGACACAAUCGUUUUUAUCAAAAUCAAUGGAUACCCAUAAAAAUACAACCAGCAUUAAAUAUUAUGGGAAGGAUAGAGUAUAAUAAUUUUGAACAAGGACAAUAUGGAGCCAUUCUAAUUUUGAACAGAAUCGAAGGAAAAUAUAUAGAGGAGUUUGAAAUGCUACCUGCUACAUUUUUCAUUCAACAUAACUAUUUCUUCGGAAAUCGGGGACCUUUUGUUGUGAAUCUCGGGUUAUCACCUUAUAGUUCUAUACAAUAUAUACUAUUUUCUAGAAAUUAUUUAAGAGAAAAUAAAGUUAAGGAACAGUUUGAACCCUUAGAUGGGACCCCUCCACAGCUUAUUCCUAGAAGCAGGGUGGCGGCAACUAUAGUUUUGGCGUCAAGUAAUAUCGAUGUUUUCCGAAAUAUAAUAAAUAAUCCUGAAUCUCAAUAUGAAAUUGGAUCACACGUGGAAGACCAAAGCAAAACACUCAAUUGCACUUAUAACUGGCUGGGUUCCGGUGAAGAAGAAAAAGUCUACAACAGAUUGUUCCAUAGGAAAGACAGAUUUAAUUUAGCUAAAAUUACCUAUAUGCCUUAUUUACUACACAGUAGUAAUCCAGGUGCCACUCAAGUAAACUAUAAUUCGUUGUAUGUGCCUCAGUUUAAUGCACCGGGUACUUAUGUUGUUGGGGGAGAAGUAGAAGGAAUCGAAAUAUUACGCCAAGGCGAGUAUGAUGUGAUUAAAGAUAUUAAUAUUCGACCAGGUGGAAAGCUAGUUAUACAAUCUGGAGUGACAUUAAAAUUUCCUCCCUCUAUUGGUAUAAUGGUCGCAGGAAAAUUAGAUGCUAGAGGAAAACGACCAAAUGACAUUACUUUUACAUUAAAAGAGGAAGUCAUUAUGAGUAAUGAUACAAUAUACGAAACGGAUACAGAAAUAGAUAUCACUACUCCUGGAUAUGUGGAGCCAGUAAUUCCCGUUAGACUUUUAGGAGGAAGAACGCAAUAUGAAGGUCGGCUACAGGUACGAUUGGAUGGCGAAUGGGGAACUGUGUGUAACUACAAGUGGAACAUAAUUAAUGCAGCUUUGGUAUGUAACCAACUUGGAUUGGUUUUGAACCCCGAUGAUUGGUUUUUAGAACCCAAUGAAAUUCCAAAUGCAGGAACUACGGAAAAUAUUAUUCUUUCUAAUGUAGAAUGCACUGAGUUUGAUAAUGACAUUACAAAAUGUAAAGCAGAAACAAUUGAUAGUUUUGAAAACUCCUGUACGCAUGAAAACGAUGUAGGCAUAAGGUGCUAUGAGACUAGUUGGGCUGGAGUAAGGUUCAGUGUAAUCGCUGAAAGAGCAGAUUUGCAGUAUGUAUCAAUUGAAAAAGCGGGCCUGUUAGAUUACUCAAGUAAUAUGUUUAAACCAGCUUUGCAAAUUGACUUUUCUCGCCAUGGUUUGGAAAGCGUAAGAAUUAUAAAUAAUUACCAUGAUGGAUUGGGAAUAUUAUAUUCUGAUUUAUAUGGCGCGGAUGCUGUAAAUACUGUCAGAAAUUCUGAUUUUAGUAAUAACAAAGGCAGUGGAAUCAGUUUCAAACAGUUAGGUUUAAAAAUUUACAGUUCUAUUAUUGAAAAUAACAAAGUUGCUGGAAUUUCCCACAAUCCCCACAUAACUGGUCCUCAGCAAAGAGAAAUAGCUGGCUGGUUCAAUUUGGAUCCAGGUUUCAAUUUAGAUGAAUUAAGUUAUCGUCCUAUUAUUAUACCUGAAUACCAAACAGACAUAUCAUUAGCUAAUGGAGAAACUAGACACUUAGUGUUUUCAAGACAAUCAGGAGAAAACCUAGCAAAAACUUAUAAUAUUAAUUGUAAUCCUGGUUAUGUUCUCGGACUACAACUUUUGAAUCCAAUUCAUAAUUUUUCAACUGAAAGUAUCUGUAUUUACGACUCUCAAAAUAUUAAUGUGGCUAGCACGAAAUGGUGCCUCGACCGAGAUCUUUCUACGUUCCCUACCACUAGUAAUACAUUUGGAGUUGUUCUUAAAUAUGAGAGCGGAAAUAAUGCUUUAGGAGGUGUAGUGCUAGUAGUGAGUGCAAUUAUUGCGCCUGUCCAAAGCUUACGAAAUAGAAUUAUCAAAGGACCUAUUCCAACAUUACAGGUUGUGAAUACAAAAAUUAAAGGAAAUACGAAAGGUAUAAAAGCGCUAUAUUAUAAUCGGUACUUAAACGAAAUCGGAGAUCAUUUUCUAAGAAAGGCCAAUGAAACAAUAAAGUUAAUUAACUGUGAUAUAUCUCAUAAUAAAGAAGAAGCAAUUUAUGUGAAUACGCCUUUCUGGGACAUUCACGAUAGUAAUAUCACGGAAAUAACCUUAAUGAUCAAUAACAGCUUAAUAACUGAUAACGGUAAAGGAAUUUAUCAUUUUGCACGUGAUUUGAGAAGUUCUAAUAAUUUGUAUCACUAUGUUCUUCAAGAUAAUACUAUAGAAAGAAAUAUUUAUGGUGGAUUUGACAUUGCAUUACCAUACGUAUGGCAGUACAAUGAAAACUUUACUCACUCAGUUUAUAUGAAUAAUAAUACCUGGCGUAAUAAUAAUAAUUUUGGAAUUAUAAUUGAUGGCCAUUUUGCAGCAAUCAAUAUUACCAAAAACAUUUUUACUGACAACAUUUGCAGGCCCGGCUUAAUUUCUAUUAAAGGUAUGGAAAAGAAAAUGAAAAUUGAUGGUAACUUAAUGGAAAGAAAUAAUGGACAGUACAUGGUUCAAUUUUAUAUGGACAGUCAAAGUGAGAUAAUGGGAUUUGUAUAUGCAGUCUUUGUUUACAAUCAAAUAAAAAGUAACAUAUAUACUUCUCUUGUAAAUCGGGGUGCAAUAAUGGGAACUGGAGAUCCAACUUAUGUUAUAGGCUUUAAAGGUAUACAAAAGGUUAAAGUCACAAGAAAUCUGUUCGGAAAUAACGCCCACGAGUAUAGCUUAGUAGCUGGUAUAAAAACAGCAAAGAUUAAUAACCUUCUAGAUGUUACUGAAAAUUGGUGGGGUAGCGAUGAUGAAAAGAUAAUCAGAAAACAAAUAUUUGAUUUUGAUGAUUGGAACAAUCAUGCUGUUGCCACAUACUUGCCUUAUUUACUUGAAGACAGUUUCGAUUCUAGCGUUUCAGUUACUUUUAGUCCAGAAAGGGCUAUAGACUUAAAUGAAUUUGGUGGUCGACUAACAUCCGAUUUUGCUCUAGAGCCACGACUGACCCCGUAUGCUAUAAAAUCAGAUAUAACAGUUAUGCCAGAAGUUACCCUCACUAUAAAUCCAGGUGUAAUUUUAGAGUUUGCUCCCAGCGUAGGCAUCUUAGUAAUGGGUACGUUAAAUGCUAUUGGACACAUUCGUCAGCCAAUUAUAAUGAGACCAAUCAGCUCAAAGAGUGAUUCUGAAAGUCGACAGAAAAAACGAGAAUCGGGGCAAUAUUACACUCAGAAUAAUAAGCACAGACAACAGAGGCAAUUAGAAAUGUUAGUAGUCCAAAACACAAUUCGGUUGUGUACUUCAAGAAAUUGCUCAAGUAAUGAUAAUGAAAUCGAAAGAAAUAACGAAGGUUUUUUAGAGUAUUACAAUAAAACUACAUUACAGUGGGUUCCGAUGUGUGAUAGUCGUUUUACGGAGAGAAAUGCUCAAGUUGUUUGCCGUGAGUUAGGUUUUGAUCCUAUAAAUGUAUUUUUUGCUCACGAUAAACGUAUUGAGUAUCACAGCAACUCUCUGUCGAGAAUUUGGUCUUGGCCUGAGCCUCUGCAAUGUGUGGGAACGGAAGACCGUUACGACAGCUGUCCUAUACGGCUAAAUGGACAGCUAUACGGCCAUAGGCAUGAAUGUAAGUGGGAUUCGGAUUUCAUAUUCAUCCACUGCGGUACAAGAAAUUUAGACGAGAACCUAAAUUAUUGGGGUGGAAUAAGAUUCACUAAUCCUGAAUUUGAAUAUUCUCUAUAUGAGCAUAGAAUACACGAUCAUCACACUCAUGAAACAUUGAAGAAAGCUGAAAGUAUUCUUCGACAUAUUCAUAUAAAUGGUGCUGGGAUUUUGCAUAAUGAAAAAUCACCAGCUAUUCAAAGUAUUAUAAAGAAUCCACAAAUACGUAAUGUAAAUAUAACGAAAUGUGCUCAUCACGGAAUUAACCUUGUUUCUCCCACUGAUACCAUUAGUAUGACAUUCAAUUCGAUUAGUGAUAUACUUGGCGAAGGAGUAAAUGCUAUAUCCUUAAACGGCGAAGGGAGAGAAUCGGAAGAAUCCAGUUUUACGCCCUUGAAGGAACUCAAUCUUCCGUAUCACCUGUUCUCACUGAUCGAUAUUUGUGAUAGCACAAAAGUAAUAACAGUUGAAGAAAGAGUACUAUUGUAUUAUAAGUAUGACAACAAUCCAGUUAACUGCGUGAAAAUAUUCAAAAGCAUGUUUCGGGUAAAACCUUUUGGAUUCCGACUUCUGCAAUUCAAUCUCUUCAAUCACACAUUAAAUUAUGGAAAACGAGAUUCUAUAACGUUGUAUGCUGGAGAUAUUUAUAACGUGACUGCACCUCAAAUCGGAUAUCUAGAGAACGGUUCGCCAGACGAAAAGAAGUUAUUCAGAACUGACGGCGCAAGUUUGAGUGUAAAACUGUUCGCGAAUGGCGCGUCGUCUGUACAUGGAUUCAUUGCUGAGAUCGUCACGCUGCCGAUAUCUGCUAUUGGAUUUAACCGCGACGUCCAACACAAUAUAUCGAGCAGUGAAUUCCUUCGCAAUCGUGAUGGAGCGAUCACAUAUCAAUCCGUGGGUGAAGUGAAUCCUCUCGUCGCCAUCAUCAGGAAUGAAUUCACCAACAACUGUCUUAAACUGUACGGGAACUUCACCACCUGCCAGGCAGCAGUACGCGUGGAUGUACAGAACACGCAGUCACUUGUCUUUAGGAAUAACUUGGUCCGGAAUAACGUGGGUGGCCUGUUACUUCGCGCUGACUCCAGGGGAUCAGCCACCUCUCUCCGCGGCUGGAUACACAACAACCUGUUUCUUGGCAACCAUGACCUGCCUUGCCUACAAGCUGAAGGUCGCCAGUCCUCCCCGUACCAAGAAGUGACAAUAUACCGGAACUACAUAACCCGUAACCGAGUCCAGUAUAAGGACGUGAUAGUUCUGCGGCAGGUGGUCUCCAACUUCACUCACAACUACGUUCAUGAUAACACGGGCCUGAGGAUACUUGAGGUGUCAGGCUUCGAUAAGGUGCGGCUACCGAUCUACCAGACUACCUCGCAUAAUGGAUUCUAUAAGAACUACGCGUUGGAUCGCGACGGUCGUGCGACUGUGGUAGCGGGGACGGCUGGCCAGCAUUACAUCGACAAUAUCUUCUUCAACCCCGAUAACGACUACGAAAUGAUCACCGUGAACAGAUCCAUCUUUUUCGAUUAUAACCCGAAUGCAAUGAGUGCACUAGAUCUGUGGCGCACCCGAAUUGACGCGAAGCACAAUUACUGGAGCUACAACGAAUCCCUGGCCGUAGCAGGCCGUAUCCGCGACCAGUCUGACAACCCUCUACUGCUAGAGGUUGACUAUCGACCGUUCUAUAUGAACAACUUGACGGUGCUGGGAGGGGGGAAGUGCCCGCCCGGGUGGGAAGCUGUUGCGGGCACCUGUUAUAUGUACGUCGGGGCUGCCAUGACUUACGAAGAGGCCAGGACGUUUUGCUUGUCUGACAACGCUUCAAUGCCAUAUGUGAGCGGAAACUACGCAGCUCUUUACGAGUUCAUCAAACAGCAGAAUCAGUGGUACCAAUAUGGCGACCGCGUGUGGGUCAACCAUAUUGAUUACGUCACACAGUGCACGUCAUUCGAGUUCUCUACGGUCGAAGUAACGGAUUGCACGCAAAAGAAUCCGUUUAUAUGUGAAAUUGAUCCAAAGAUAUCCAUAGAUCCACUAUCGUGGCAGACGGACACCCUGGCCGUUGCUUUCAUCGGAGUGCUGGUGGGAGCUGUUUUGUUGGUAGCUGCAGCGCUCAUGUGCUGGUACUACAAGUCUAAACACAGACACUUGCAGCGCCUCGAGCGUAGAAACUCCAUCAGACAGUCGCUGCACUCGGUAAGGUCCAUCGGUAGCAUCGGUGGGGGAUUCCCCGACAAUACUUACAGGCGAAAGAUGACGCAAAUGAGUGCUCGUUCUACAGAUACACUCACAAAAGGUUCUGACUACAAAAAAAUGCUAGCAUCAACCACAUCCAUGGAAUCAAUGGAGAAGAGCCAGUUCAAUUCCUCGUUGGAAGACACGCAGAGCUUCGACAUUUACGAAGCUCACAAUCCGAACAAUAUUCAGCUAAAACACAGCACCUUCAACAAAAAGGCAUCGCCGGAAUAUAGCGUUCCCACUGUCAAACCUUUCAACUUGGCAUUCAAGAAUGAGGGCUACAGGGACAACUCUGGGGCGACAAGUGGGGCGCCAUCUGUGAAUACAGAAACCGAAGAAUUGCCUAUAAUAAGACAUCCCGGUGGCAUGAAUGAUGAUGAACUGUCGCCCCAAAGUUAUUUCUCCUCCGAUACGUUGCCCUUGCGAAACGAGGCUGAUUAUACGAAACAAGAGGACAGAGACGACGUAUAUAAUUAUGGUGCUCCAAAUAAUUUUGGGGCGACUAAUAACUAUGGGGCGCCAAGUAACUUUGGGGCGCCAAGUAACUAUGGGGCGCCAAGCGCAAGUCAGCCGAAGUUGUCUUUCCUGAUGGAGUUGAGGUCGAGGAUUCCCGAGCAACAACAACUUGGCACUGUUCCUACCACCACGUUUGGGCAACGGAAGUUACCAGAGGAGUCAACCUAUAUCGAGUCCCUACCUCCCCCUCCCCCCAUCUACACCAACUACAAGCAUUACGACUCGAGUCCGCAGUCACAACACUCGCCGGACUCCACACAGGACUUCACGCCGGACCUACACGCGCGCUCCCGGUCCGAAGUCGUCCUCGAAACAGACUUCGACUUUGAGGAUCAUAUCACUGAAGCCAACCGGUCCUACAGCCAACCCUUGGAGACGGCCAUGUGAGGAUUAUUGAAAAUAUAAAAUGUAUAUAGUCAGUAUCCAAUAUACAAGCAGAAAAAGAUAUUUUGAAAACACAGACCUUAUACUGCCUUAGAGUAAGUCGACAUAAAAGGCAAUGUCAAAACUUGGCAAAACAAUAGUAUAAUACUAUUAGUGAUAGUGCGACGAGUUAGACAGAAUAUGAGAGUAGAAGUUGAGUAACCGGUGAAUUUUUCGUUGCCUAUUUUCACAAACAAACGCUACAUUCUUACGACUGUAAUAGGCAAAAUGUUUUUAGUUAUUCAUUCGUUAAAUGCUAUAAACAUUAAGAAAAGAAACGUGUCGUUUAAGCAGGGUCUGUCAGUGCACUCGUACGAGCUAGAUAGUAUAGGAGUGGAUCACGUGUUUGCACUACACGAGUAGGGCCAUCCAUCACAGUGAAAACCCCGCUUUAUAUCUGUCAAGUUGAAGAGAGAUACAAAAGUUUAUUUAGCAGUACGAGGCGUUUCUUACAUUUAGUUUGACGUUAGUUAUCGAGACGCCUAGUCCAAGUCGCCCCACAACAGCGUCAGAAGAAUUGUUCUUCUCUUUUUCGAAACGCGAAGUAUGUGCACACUAGCGCCAUCUUGGUGUUUUGAUACAAGUCGGAAAUAUUUCUUCUUGCAAUCGAAACCCAUUAUUGAUAAGGGACUUACCACACGAAUUCGUUGAGAAACGUUGCGUUAUGGUGCCGCGGGAAAGAAGUUUUAAAAUUGUAUACUUUAUUAAAUACUGUCACACCACAAUAAUACUCUAAAGCGGACUAUGUACGAGAAUCCAGUUUCUUGGAUAAGCUCGAACAAGUUUUACGAGUACUAGGAUUAGGAAAUCAAAGACUGAAUUAUGAAAUGAUGUCUUAUUAUUGUAUUUCUUUAUGUUAAGAGUAUCUCUAAGAUUAUUGCUUUUAUAUAAUUAUCCCAUUAUUAAAAAAAUAUGUUUUAUGAAGUUAUUUUUAAGCCGAUUUCAAUUCUGCUAUGAGCAACUUUUAUGAUAUUGGCUGAAAUUGCAGAUAAAGCGAAAAUUAUGAAAUUUUUAUUUUAUAUUUUGUCAAAUACAUUUAUUACUUUAUUUAUAACAACUUGUGAUGGUCAUAUCUUGUAUAGGUUUUUAUAACAAAUCCCAUGAUCGUGCGUCAUUUGUUUUAAUGAAAACGCGGUCGUGAAACCGGGCUGUAUGUUAACACCCUUAUUUACCACGAGUGCCUCGAGUACAAUCAUUGUAAAGGAACGUGCACAAUAUACAUAUUUAAUGUAAUAUUAUUUUUUAAUAUUAAUAUUAGGUUAUCACUAGUGCACGAUCUCGUAGUUAGUUCAUAUUGUCUAUUUUUACCAAACAGUAAGUACGAAAUGUCCUUACGAGACACUGAUUUGUAAGUAGUGAAAUUAUUUUUUAUAUAUAAUGAAUAAUUAUGUCCGUCCGUGCGUGUCUUAAAUAAAUUAUAUUUAUAGCGUUGAUGUUUAAUUCUAUGAAUUAUUAAGUUUAAGUUGUAUAUAUUUCAUGGUUAUUGUUGAAUUUUUGAAACUUUAUGCAGGCUGGGUAUUCACUAACGGCCGUUCCCAAUAUUCAGUCUAUCUCGUGAGAUAAAAAUUGUAACUAUCGUUGACUUUACUGUCCACAUAAACUGGUCGACGGUAACUCACCUUAUCCGUACACGCUGUCUGUCAAUGGAACGAUAUAUAGCUUACCAGCGAUAGAAGUUUGUAUGGAAAUUGCAAUUCUAACGUCCCAAUAUAAGGCGACAAGAAUGACUUAUCGGGUAUAUUGGGUCAGCUUCAGAUUAUUGACAGCUAAUUAUUGACAGUAGAAUGGAGUAAUUUAUCCUCUAUCUGUAGAUAGUAUAUCGGGAACCGCCGUAAAUCAUUUAUUAUUAUUAUAUUAUUAUUUCAAUUAACAGCAAUUUGUACUUGAAAAAGUGCUUCGUUUCAUUAAAAUAAAAAAAUAAAAAAAUGUCACCGAAAGCAUCCUGUGUUCCUGAUAUCUACUACUUGAAUGCCAUGUCUUGUUUAAGCCAAACGCUUAAUCCACAUAAUAUUUUAUGUGAAAAAGCAAAUUGUAAUUGGAUGGAAAGUGAAUACUCACCUUUAAACACUGAAUUGAACAAUCUAAAUACAUGCUUUCUAAUUAAUAUUAACUAUAAUUAAUAUAAACUAAAAUUGAAGUUCUUAAUUUUAUGUUUAAGGCUUUUGUAAUAUUUUAUAACUAUCUACAUAGUGUUCUAGACAACAGGUAAAGCAUUUUGUAGUUUAUACAAAUACACACCUAUUUUUAUUAAAUUAUAUUCAAUAUACUUAUAUAAAAAUCUAUUACUAA